AUGUAUGUAAUUUCAGAAGUUCCUUUACAAAUAUGCGAUAAAGAUCAAAUAUGGGUAGAUACGUCUGAUGUUUUUUCAACUACUCAAAAAUUUAAUACACGAGAAGAGGUGAUAAGAUGGAUUAAAGAGAUCGGAAUCCGAAAUAAAGUUACGGUUAUCAUCACUCGUUCAGAUAUUAAAACAGGUAAGAGAGGAAGAAGUAACAAAUUAAUAUUUGGAUGUGAUAAAGGAGGAAAACACAGAGAUAUUGUUAGUGGAACUCAGAGUGCGACGAAAAAAUGUGAAUGUCCAUUUAGAAUCAGAUCAAUUCCAGCGGCUGAUGGAUCUGGAUGGAAAAUUGAUGUAAAAUGUGGAGUUCAUAACCAUAAUUUACCUGAUAGAUUAGAAGGUCACGCAUUUGUCGGUAGGUUGACAGCGGAUCAGAAGCAACAUGUUAUUGAUUUGACAAAGAGAAAGGUUCCACCUAGACAUAUACUGCUUUCAUUGCAAGAGCAAGAUCUAGAUAAUGUCACUCGGAUCACGCAAAUAUACAAACAGAAGAGUACGAUAGUAAAAAAUAUAAGAGGUUCUAGAAGUGAGAUACAACAUUUGUUUAAGCUUAUUGAGGAAGCAGGUUAUGUUUAUUGGAGUAGAAAAAGAGAUGACUCUGAAGUUAUUAGAGAUAUCUUUUGGUCUCAUCCAGAUUCAGUUAAGUUGUUGAAUAUUUUUCCUAUUGUGCUAGUUAUGGACAACACUUACAAGACUAACAAAUAUAGGCAACCUCUGUUUGAAAUUGUUGGAAUGACAUCAACCGAGUUGACUUUUGCUGUCGCAUUUGCCUAUAUUGAGUCUGAGCAAACUGAGAAUUUUUGUUGGGUGCUAGAUAAGCUUAAACAAUUGUUUGUGAAAAAAGAGUUGUGUCCACAAGUGAUUUUGACAGAUAGAGAUCUUGCUUUGAUGAAAGCCAUUGAAAUUGUGUUUCCAAGGUCGAUCAAUAUGCUAUGUCGAUAUCAUAUUAACAAGAAUGUUGGUGCAAAACGGAAACAAUAUGUGGCUAGUGACAUGCAAAAGAAAAUUGACGAAUUAUGGACGGAGGUUGUAUGGGCUAGUGAUGAGGUUGAGUAUGAUCAAACGUUGAAACAACUUGAGCAGGCGUGCGUUGAUUGUAAUGAAUUUAUUGAUUAUGUGAAGGACAUAUGGUUGACACCACAUAGACAAAGAUUUGUUGAAGCAUGGAUUAAUCGAUUGCUACAUUUUGGUAACACCACGACUAAUCGGGUCGAGUCUGCUCAUUGGAAGUUAAAGCAAAUGUUGGGGAACAGUAUUGGUGACAUGGUCAAAUGUUGGGAGGCUAUGAAUGACAACUUAAAGUUACAAUUGGGUAAUAUUAGAGCUUCUUUUCAAAAGAGUUUUUAUGAAGUUGAGCACGCUCAUGUAAGUCCAUUUUACAAUAAUUUACGUGGUUCAGUGUCUCGAGAUGCAUUGAGACGCAUUGCUGAAGAGUUAAAACGAGUUGAUUAUGUUGGAACUAACAAGGAAAAGUGUCGUUGUACUCUUAGAACAACCUACGGAUUACCUUGUGCUUGUAAGUUGACAGGAUAUAGAAUUGAUGGUAUACCGAUACCAAUAGAGGUUGUACAUGUUCAUUGGAGAAAACUAAGUAUGGAAGUUAAUUUGGACGAAGACGUAGACGAUGGAUCAGAGGUGGAUAUGAGUGGUGCAAUAGAUGAGUUAUGGAAAAGGUUUAAGUCACUGGAUGUUGUUGGAAAAAGGGCAUUAAAAAGUAGGGUUUUUGAACUUGCCUUCCCAACAAUGGUUCUGGUGGGUUAG
Molecule: messenger RNA, 1809 nt
Organism: Lathyrus sativus (Indian pea)
Lineage: Eukaryota; Viridiplantae; Streptophyta; Magnoliopsida; Fabales; Fabaceae
Source: the annotation of a GenBank genome assembly